This is a messenger RNA of Pyricularia pennisetigena, 552 nucleotides long. RefSeq lists its product as uncharacterized. The record is from RefSeq and is a predicted model, not a curated record. Gene Ontology annotation, molecular function: hydrolase activity, hydrolyzing N-glycosyl compounds. Gene Ontology annotation, cellular component: cytosol. The coding region runs from base 1 to 552 and encodes 183 amino acids. Gene Ontology annotation, biological process: cytokinin biosynthetic process. Lineage: Eukaryota; Fungi; Ascomycota; Sordariomycetes; Magnaporthales; Pyriculariaceae. The transcript has a single exon.
AUGCAAGCGACCAAGAAUCUCGCAGAGGUCCUUCACUUGCACUCUUGGUCUCUGGUCUACGGAGGCGGCACCUAUGGCCUGAUGGGAAACCUCGCAAAGUCCCUGGUCGAACUCUCGGGGCCCGAGGCUGUCCAUGGGAUUAUCCCGGCGGCCCUAAUCAGGGCCGAAAGGGGGCUGGUGAAACCCGAAGUCGCCGAAUAUGGCCGCACUACCGUCGUGCCCGACAUGCACGAGAGAAAGUCACUCAUGGCGAGUCAGGCUGAUGCAUUUGUCGCUCUCCCCGGCGGAUAUGGUACCAUGGAGGAGUUGUUCGAAGCUGUGACCUGGAACCAGCUGGGCAUCCACAGUCGUCCGGUGGUGCUUCUAAACACAGGUGGCUUCUUUAACCAUAUUCUGGCCUGGAUCGACCACGCCGUCGGUGAAGGCUUGAUUUCAAAGGGCACCGCCGAUAUUAUCAGCGUUGCAGAGACGCCGGAAGAUGUUGUGCUCAUGAUCCGCAACUACAAGCUGGCAGAGGGUAGACAUCUUCUCGACUGGGGGUCCAAGUGUUAG